AUGGGUGCAAAAUGCUCAUGUCUUAAAGGAGAAGUCUCUGAAGAAAAUCAGUUCCGUAUGGCCGACUCAUCAAUCGAUGUCGACAAAUUUUUUUCAAACUCUGAUCGUGAGGUGUUUAGAACAAGUGAAGAGAACAAGGGCAGAGAUUUGCCAAAUAAGAUAGAUAUUGGAGAUCUAAUCAAAUUGCAAAGCAUCAUUCGAGGAUACUACACUCGCAAGAAAUCGAAUGAAAUCUAUAUAACCUUGAAAGGUGAUACAGUUGGAAUGGCACGACGAAACCCUAAAACAGCCACUGAAUCACAGGCUCCACCUUUAAUAACACCUACGAAGAACGAUUUUCAGAAUACUCCAGUUGUCCGCACUGAAAUCAAGAUAAUUCCUGAAACUAGCAUUCCGGAUUAUUCAAAUAAUGAAACAAGGGCUGCUCAAAACAAGCUUGGAAGCUUCAAACCGCCUCCACCUCCUAUUGACUCGACUAGCAAAACCAAAUACGGUCCAGUAGAAAUUGAAAAUGGAGCUAUCUAUACAGGAGAGUGAAAUAACGACAAACAACGCCAUGGAUAUGGAGUUCAGAUCUGGCCAGAUGGGUCGAAAUAUGAAGGCUAUUGGAUGCUGGAUAAAGCUAAUGGGAAAGGAAGACUUACCCAUGGCGAUGGAGACGUAUAUGAAGGGGAUUGGAAAGACGACAAAGCUCAUGGUUUCGGAAUUUACAUGCACACUGAUGGAGCAAAAUAUGAAGGCCAAUGACAAGAUGACAAGCAACAUGGAAAAGGAACUGAAACUUGGCCUGAUGGAGCUAGAUAUGUAGGAGACUACAUCAACGGUAAAAAGCAUGGCCGAGGAACUUUCUUUUGGGCUGAUGGAAGCACCUACGACGGAGAAUUCCAAGACAACAACAUUCAUGGCACAGGAAAAUACACGUGAGGCGACAAUCGAGUCUAUUUCGGAGACUGGAAAAACAACAAGAUGGAUGGUAAAGGAAUCUUCGAAUGGUCGGAUGGCCGACGCUACGAAGGCGAAUAUGUUGAAGACAAAAAGCAAGGUUACGGAGUUUUUACUUGGCCUGAUGGAAGAAAAUAUCAAGGAAAAUGGUUAAAUGGAAAGCAGCAUGGAAGAGGUGCAUACUACACUUCACAAGGAAAUAAAAGAGAAGGAGAGUGGAACGAAGGGAAAAGAGUUAAAUGGGUUGUAGAUGACCAAUAUUAA
Messenger RNA from Blepharisma stoltei, 1206 nucleotides. NCBI's taxonomy places the organism in Eukaryota, Ciliophora, Heterotrichea, Heterotrichida, Blepharismidae. The record is from the annotation of a GenBank genome assembly.